GUCCGAAAAUCCCGAAGACUUUUUUAAAUUACGGAUCUCAACUAAAACAAACAAAUCUCUCUCUCUCUCUCUCCUCCCUCUCGCCUCCGCAGCCUCCCACCACCACCGUCGUCACAAUGGGGAAAGGAGGCACGCUAAGCGACAGCGUGAUAAAAAAGAUCGUCCUCUCCUACAGCUACGUGGCGAUCUGGAUCUUCCUCAGCUUCACGGUGAUCGUCUACAACAAGUACAUCCUCGACAAGAAGAUGUACAACUGGCCUUUCCCGAUCUCCCUCACCAUGAUCCACAUGUCCUUCUGCUCCACCCUCGCCGUCCUCCUCAUCAAGGUCUUCAAAUUCGUCGAGCCCGUCUCCAUGUCCCGCGAGACUUACCUCAGAUCCGUCGUCCCCAUCGGGGCCCUCUACUCUCUCUCCCUCUGGCUCUCCAACUCCGCCUACAUCUACCUCUCCGUCUCCUUCAUACAGAUGCUCAAAGCCCUCAUGCCCGUCGCCGUCUACUCCAUCGGCGUCCUCUUGAAGAAAGAAGGCUUCAAGUCGGACACGAUGACCAACAUGCUCUCCAUCUCCUUCGGUGUCGCCAUCGCUGCUUACGGUGAAGCUAGGUUCGAUGUGUUCGGUGUGAUUCUCCAGCUAGGUGCUGUUGCCUUCGAGGCGACGCGUCUUGUGUUGAUUCAGAUCUUGCUAACCUCCAAAGGCAUCACGCUUAACCCUAUAACGUCUCUCUACUACGUGGCGCCUUGCUGUUUAGCGUUCUUGUUUAUCCCUUGGAUCUACGUGGAGUUCCCCGUGCUUAGAGACACGUCGAGCUUCCACUUUGACUACGCUAUCUUCGGGACGAACUCGCUUUGUGCGUUUGCGUUGAAUCUUGCUGUGUUUCUUUUGGUUGGGAAGACCUCUGCUUUGACGAUGAAUGUCGCUGGUGUGGUUAAAGAUUGGCUGUUGAUUGCUUUCUCGUGGUCUGUGAUUAAGGAUACCGUGACUCCUAUUAAUCUUUUUGGGUAUGGGAUCGCGUUCUUGGGAGUUGCGUAUUAUAAUCACGCGAAGCUGCAGGCGUUGAAGGCGAAUGAGGCUCAGAAGAAGGUUCAGCAAGGGGAUGAGGAGAGUGGGAGGUUGUUGGAAGAGAAGGGUGGUGGUGAUGGUGAAGGUAAGAAGAUUGAGUCUGAGGACUAAGAUGAAAAGAUAGAGACUUUGACUCGUAAGCAAGAGACAAAGUAAUAAUAAAGCUUCUUAUUGGAAGGAAUCUUUGGUUCCUUUUGAUCAUAAUGAUUUGCUCAUAGGUGGUAGUCAUGUCAGCAUCUCUUCUUGUUUUUUUUUUGUUCUAGCCAUUUCUCUUUUGGUAUUGUUUUUCUUUUCAAGCUAUUUAUGAUUACAAUGGUGUUACAAAACCUCUGUUCAUGGAUUUUCAGUUUCAGUA
Molecule: messenger RNA, 1413 nt
Organism: Brassica oleracea var. oleracea
Lineage: Eukaryota; Viridiplantae; Streptophyta; Magnoliopsida; Brassicales; Brassicaceae
Product: probable sugar phosphate/phosphate translocator At5g25400
Exons: 1
Coding region: 117-1169 (350 amino acids)
Cellular component (GO): trans-Golgi network; Golgi apparatus; endosome
Molecular function (GO): antiporter activity
Source: RefSeq, a predicted model, not a curated record